AUGUCGAGUCCAUUAAACGAGCCUACACCCAACGCUCCACCCCUCGGGGUUGUGCCGAUGCCUCGUUGGUCAAAUUGGGUAGGGUGUGCUAGAGUUGUGAUCGCCGUCUUGGUACUUGCCUUCACCGCUGCAGCAACGGCGAUUUGUGGUGGAUACACUGGGUUUGGAUUUGCCCUCUUCACAUCUUCUGCAACGCUCCUCAUCUUUGUUUAUUACUACGUCUGUCUCUCUUACAAACCUCGGCUGUACAAUCGCUGGGUGAUUCUCGGACUUGAAAUUUUUGGCGUCGUCUUCUGGAUAGUUGCCUUCGCCUUGUUGGCAGAUUGGACUGCUUUCUACAAUGCAAACAAUUGGUGGCUCAACUACUACGACGACAACUAUGAUUAUUCCUGGGAAUACCCAUACACCAACGACAAGUCUCGACACUCGGGUCGCUUGGGAGGGAAAUAUCGAGCCGCAAUUGGUCUGGCUGGUACAGCUGCUGGUCUUGGUGCUGUCGAGUUUGUCCUUUUCGCUGUCACGCUCGUCAUCUUCGGUUUAUCGCUUCACAAGCAGCGACAAGAGGCUCGUACUGCAUCUACAGCGCCUGCAGCCACCACAGAACCAACCACAUCGACUGUGGAGACCAAGGAUGUUGAGGUUGGGCAAGAAUAGUCAUUACACGUGUGGUACAGACACCAAACUGGACUUUGUGGUGAUAUUGGGGGCAUGCACGUGAUCUGGCAUCGACCUGGUUGUUUGCUGGAUGAACAUUUACAAAGUGCAAGCACGGCCAUUUGACACGAUUGGGCUGACUCUGAACCAGCUAUUUCUUUGAAUUCCAGCCAACCAUGUUUCAGGCAUAUGUUGAGACCAACAGACUUUGUCCAUGGCAGUUGACCACGAGGUCAAGAAAC
Exophiala mesophila is the source of this 896-nucleotide messenger RNA. RefSeq lists its product as uncharacterized. The transcript is spliced from 3 exons. Lineage: Eukaryota; Fungi; Ascomycota; Eurotiomycetes; Chaetothyriales; Herpotrichiellaceae. Gene Ontology annotation, cellular component: membrane. The record is from RefSeq and is a predicted model, not a curated record. Bases 1 to 654 code for a protein of 217 amino acids.